Molecule: messenger RNA, 1044 nt
Organism: Prunus armeniaca (apricot)
Lineage: Eukaryota; Viridiplantae; Streptophyta; Magnoliopsida; Rosales; Rosaceae
Source: the annotation of a GenBank genome assembly
AUGGAGUCCGGAAUGUCAUCCAACAGGAUGUUUGUUCUACUUGCUGAAUCUCAGCCAAGAGAGUCUACGUGUUUCAAUACAGUCACAGAGGACCAAACACAUCUUUGGCAUUGUAGGUAUGGACACUUGAAUUUCCAAGGCUUGAAAACCCUCCAGCAGAAUCAGAUGGUGAAAGAAUUACCCCAACUCAAGACUCCUUCCAAAGUAUGUAAAGAUUGUUUGGUGGGCAAACAGCACAGGGAUUCAUUCCCAACAAUGAGCACUUGGAGGGCCUCUCAAAUACUUCAACUCGUUCAUGCUGAUAUCUGUGGGCCAGUCACGCCAAUCUCAAAUAGAAAGAAAAGCAUGCUCUCGGAGAAGAAAAUUUCCAAAAUUUUCUGGCCAGAAGCAGUUAACUGGACUGUACAUGUGUUGAAUAGAAGCCCAACUUUUGCUGUCAAAAAUCAAACUCCUGAAGAAGCCUGGAGUGGAGUUAAACCGACAGUGGAUUAUUUCAAGGUUUUUGGGUGUGUCUCCCAUGUACAUGUACCUGAUAGCAAAAGAACAAAGUUGGAUGAUAAAAGCUUAAGGUGUGUCUUGCUUGGUGUCAGUGAGGAGUCUAAAGCAUAUAGAUUGUAUGAUCCAGUCUCUCAAAAAAUACUUAGUGGGGUAACAAUGACAAAAAAAGCAACCAGAGUCGCUGAAAAUGAAGAAGAAGGUGCUGCAGAUUUGGAUAAUGAAGGUGCUGUUGACUUUAAUAAUGCCGCAGGAGAAGAAAUGGGAAAUUCUUCUUCAUAUGAACUAGUUGAAGAAAAUCCUACCAAUUUCAAUGAAGGGAGAAAUAGAAGACCACCAGUCUGGAUGGAAGAUUAUGAAACAGGAGAGGGUCUCUUUGAAGAAGAUGAUGUGGCUCAUUUUGUCAUGCUUCCAGCUGCUGAUCCAGUUCAUUUCGAAGAUGCAGUGAAAAGUGAAAAAUGGAGAAAAGCCAUGGAUUCGGAAAUCAAAGCAAUAGAAAAGAAUGAUACAUGGGAAUUGGAGUUAUCUGCUGGAGGAAAGAAGAUUUGA